Molecule: messenger RNA, 2849 nt
Organism: Frankliniella occidentalis (western flower thrips)
Lineage: Eukaryota; Metazoa; Arthropoda; Insecta; Thysanoptera; Thripidae
Gene: P5CS
Product: delta-1-pyrroline-5-carboxylate synthase
Cellular component (GO): mitochondrion; cytoplasm
Molecular function (GO): ATP binding; glutamate 5-kinase activity; glutamate-5-semialdehyde dehydrogenase (NADP+) activity
Source: RefSeq, a predicted model, not a curated record
CACUGGACUAACCUCGCCGGGAUGUCGCUGUGCAGCCGCCUGACGCGGAGCCUGGGGGCGGGCCUGGGGGCGGCCCGCGGCCGGGGCAUGCUCGUCAUCCAGCACCGCAACGCCACCACCUCCAUGCUGAGGCUCACCGACGCGCGCACCGGGCCGCAGUGGGUGGACCGCCGGCGGCCCGUGCUCACCGACCGCACCCAGCUCAAGUUCGCCAAGCGGCUGGUCGUGAAGCUCGGCUCGGCCGUCAUCACGCGCGAGGACGAGAUCGGCCUGGCGCUGGGCCGCCUCGCGUCCAUCGUCGAGCAGGUGGCCGAGAGCCACAAGGAGGGCCGCGAGUGCAUCAUGGUGACCUCGGGCGCCGUGGCCUUCGGCAAGCAGAAGCUGACCCAGGAGCUGCUCAUGUCGCUCAGCAUGCGGGAGACGCUGUCCUCCACCAAGCCCGAGGAGCACCACCCGCCGCUCGACCCGCGCGCCGCCGCCGCCGUCGGCCAGUCCGGCCUCAUGUCGCUGUACGAGGCCAUGUUCGCUCAGUACGGCGUCAAGAUCGCGCAGGUGCUCGUCACCAAGCCCGACUUCUACAACGAGGACACGCGCCAGCACCUCUUCUCCACGCUCACCGAGCUCAUCUCCCUCAAUAUCGUGCCCAUCAUCAACACCAACGACGCCGUCAGCCCGCCGCCCCUGCAGGCCGAGGACCUCAAGCCGCAGGCCGGCAAGAAGGCCAUCAACCUCAAGGACAACGACUCGCUGGCCGCCAUGCUCGCCGCCGAGGUGCAGGCCGACCUGCUGAUCCUCAUGAGCGACGUGGACGGCAUCUACACCAAGCCGCCGGACCAGGAGGGCGCCCGCUUCCUGUCAACCUUCACCGCCGAGAUGGUGGAGUCGGUGCGCUUCGGACAAAAGUCGCGCGUCGGCACCGGCGGCAUGGACUCCAAGGUGCAAGCGGCCACCUGGGCGCUGGACCGCGGGGUGUGCGUGGUCAUCUGCAACGGCAUGCAGGAGGAGGCCAUCAAGACCAUCCUGACGGGCCGCAAGGUGGGGACCUUCUUCACCAGCGGCAGCGCGUCCAGCGCGUCCACCGACCUCCUCGCCGAGCAGGCGCGCGCCGGCUCUCGCGAGCUGCAGCGGCUGUCGCCCGGUGAGCGCGUGGCGUGCAUCCACCGCCUGGCCGACCUGCUGGUCUCGCGCCAGGACGACAUCAUGGCCGCCAACGCCAAGGACGUGCGCGUGGCCGCCGCCUCCGGGCUGGCCGGGCCCAUGCUCUCGCGGCUGUCGCUGUCGCCGGCCAAGCUGCGCGGCCUCGCCGCCGGCCUCAAGCAGAUCGCCGACUCCUCCCACGAGAACGUCGGCCGCGUGCUGCGCAGGACCAAGCUCGCCGAGGGCCUCGACCUCAAGCAGGUCACCGUGCCCAUCGGCGUGCUGCUCGUCAUCUUCGAGUCCAGGCCCGACUGCCUGCCCCAGGUGGCCGCCCUGGCCAUCAGCUCCGCCAACGGCCUCCUGCUCAAGGGCGGCAAGGAGGCGGCGCACUCCAACAAGCUGCUCGCCGAGCUGGUCAAGGAGGCCCUGUCGCCGGCCGGUGUGGACCACGCCAUCUCGCUCGUGUCCACCCGCGAGGAAAUCUCCGACCUGCUCUCCAUGGACCAGUACAUCGACCUGAUCAUCCCCCGCGGCUCCAGCGACCUGGUGCGCUCCAUCCAGCAGCAGAGCGGCGGCAUCCCCGUCAUGGGCCACGCCGAGGGCGUGUGCCACGUGUACGUCGACAAGGACGCGGACCUCUCCAAGGCACUGAGAAUAGUGCGCGACUCCAAGUGUGACUACCCGGCCGCCUGCAACGCCAUGGAGACCCUGCUGAUCCACGAGGACCUGAUGAACGGGCCCUUCUUCGAGGACGUGUGCAACAUGCUGAAGCGCGAGGGCGUCACCCUGUUCUCCGGGCCCGGCCUCGACCAGAGGCUCACGUUCGGACCGCCCGCCGCCAAGGACCUGCGCACCGAGUACUCGGACCUCGCGUGCGCCGUGGAGGUGGUCAAGAGCCUGGACGACGCCGUCAACCACAUCCACACGUUCGGCAGCGGCCACACCGACGUCAUCGUCACGGAAAACAGUACUGUCGCCGAGAAGUUCCAGCGCGACGUGGACAGCGCGUGCGUGUUCCACAACGCCAGCUCUCGAUUCGCCGACGGCUACCGGUUCGGUCUCGGUGCCGAGGUCGGCAUCAGCACGGGUCGCAUCCACGCGCGCGGCCCCGUCGGCGUGGAGGGUCUGCUCACCACCAAGUGGGUGCUCUCCGGGGACGGACACGCGGCCGCAGACUUCGCCGAGGGCGGCUCCAGGACUUUCGUGCACGAGCAGCUGCCCCUCGAGUGAGGAGUCCAGCACACCGCAUACCGUGCGCCCCCCCCCCCCCCUUCCGGACCUCGUCCACGGGCUUCCUCCCAAGCCCCCGCCCCUCCCCCCAGUGGUCGCCGCCGGCGUUACUUCGAGGAAAGAACUGUCGCGUCAUUUUGUGGCUGUGCAAACUAAUUGUAACUCGUCUACUGCCCUGUCCGGCUGGCAGGCCCCGGCUCCGCGGCGAGCAGGCCGAGGUGCGGCGCACCCUGGCCCCCUCUCUCGCAGGACUCGCCACCGCGCCCGCCACCUACGUCCUUGUACAUAUUGUCGUGAUCGUGAUCGUUGCACUCAUCUGCCUGUGAAUACGCGCCCAUCUAGGAUAAGACAGACACCUCAAUUGCUACACGGUCAAUUGUUGUUUUUACCUUUUUGUUUGUUUGUUUUUUUAACUACUUUUUUUGUCAAACACAUGUGAGGAAUGAAAGUGUCCAAAUAAAACAAUUGUGAUAUUUUCCAAA